AUGAAUCCACUAGUACUUCCUCCACCGUCGCUGAUGACAAAUUCUCAGAUUAUGAGUCAGAGUCUGUUAUUAGGUCAAUCUAAGGGUUUGAAUUAUUGGAGUAUGGCUAUGAACAAGCAACAACAAGUGAUCAACAUGGCUCAUUCUCAAUCUCAGGCUAUGGUGAAUAAUCAACCUCUAAUGGUGAACCCCUUAAACUUUAGCCUUAACCCUAAUUCGGUAAACCCUAAUAAUUAUGGUCAUAACUGGAAUGGUAUUCCUAUUGCUGCAGGUGGUAACAACAGAGAUGGUUCAUGUUCAGGUUGUUACAAGCCUCGGGCUUUGAAUAAGCUUCAGUCCAGAAACAGGAAGUUUUACCCAAAGAAGAACUAUGCUAAUCGAUAUCUUACACCUUAUGCUCCACGGAACACAAGCUCUUUUAUCAUCCGAGUGAAGAAGUCUGGUGGCAUUGCGGAUUCAGUGUCUCCAUGCCUUGUAACGCCAUCGGUGUUGCCUUCCCCGAUGUUCUUUCCAUCGGUAGAGGUUUUGGGCAAUAUGGUAAAGGAGGAAUGGGGAGUUGAUGUGUAUGGGUCAAUGGAGGGGUUGGUUAGGCUGAGAUCUGAUGGUAUUCAUGAAUUGGAACCGUUUGAUGAAGAUGGAGGAGGAUCGUGUAAGAGUGAUGGGGAGAAGAAUGUAGAGGUUGAGAAGAGAUUAGAAAAUGACUUGAGCCAAUUAGAGAUAGUAUGUCCGAAUGGUCGUGGUAGGUUUGAUUAUAACAAUGACUUGGAAAACAGAGUUGAUAAUCAGAAUAGGCAUAUUGCUCAACUAGAGGAAGAGAACUUAACUGUGAAGCAGAGGUUAUCCUUGAUGGAAAGGGAAGUUGGUGAUUUUAAGAGAAGGUUAGAGUCUCUCGAGAUGCGGAAUAUGGUUGUCGGUGAAGAUGGUAAUGGAGAGGUUGUAGAGAAUGAGUCUGGAAGGGAUAGUGGAACACAUGGCUCUGGUGCGUUUACUAGUGGUGAGGCAAUGGAGAACCAUUUGGCUGCAGGAGAUGUUUGCAAGCAGGAUAUGGUGAGUGACAAAGCUGCGGGGAAUGAAAUUAACAACACUAACCAAGGCAAAGUAGAUGAAGCAAAAGAGAACAAUCAUACAAACAUGCAAGAAAUUAAGGAUGAAGACAAAAAGCACUACAAGACAAACAGACGCAUACCGACGGACAAAACCGUCGGAAUAGCCCUAUUCCGACGCUAUUCCAACGAAAGUGGUCGUCGGUUUCAGUUGGUCGGAAAAAAAAAAUUCGUCGGAAAUCCAUCAGACAUUCCGACGAUUUUCUGA
Raphanus sativus (radish) is the source of this 1311-nucleotide messenger RNA. RefSeq lists its product as uncharacterized. NCBI's taxonomy places the organism in Eukaryota, Viridiplantae, Streptophyta, Magnoliopsida, Brassicales, Brassicaceae. The coding region runs from base 1 to 1311 and encodes 436 amino acids. The transcript has 2 exons. The record is from RefSeq and is a predicted model, not a curated record.